Messenger RNA from Pseudogymnoascus destructans, 1931 nucleotides. RefSeq lists its product as uncharacterized. The record is from RefSeq and is a predicted model, not a curated record. The transcript has 2 exons. NCBI's taxonomy places the organism in Eukaryota, Fungi, Ascomycota, Leotiomycetes, Thelebolales, Thelebolaceae. Bases 215 to 1789 code for a protein of 524 amino acids.
CCCGCCCCGCGAUUCGCGGCCUGACGCCCGCAACAAUCCCUCCUCAUCAAGACGACAAACCAAGUCGCCAGUUCCAUGGGACCCUAAGCAUGCGCGCCGCUGAUGGGCGAUCGAUUCUACCACAUCUACAGCUCAAUGCCUCCUAGCGACUGAUCUGAGGCAGUGCCCACCAAGGUGACCCGACCGCCACCGAGCGGACCCCACAAGCGACAGGAUGGUUCUCAAGCCCACGCUGAGCUUGACACUUCCUUCGCUGAAGGACGAGACGGUGCUCGACUGCCGAGUUUAUUUCCCGACCACCUUAUACGACCCCGCUGCAUCCACGGACUCAUCUUCGGGGAGCUGGUCCGGCGAUGACGAAAAACAACGUGAGGAAGAAAGGGUUAGACGCGAGCUGAACGGGGAGGCUCGCGCCCCAGACACUCACAGGUGGACUGCGAAAAGGAGGAAGGCGGCGAUAAUAGCACAUCCGUAUGCGCCGCUAGGUGGGAGCUGCGACGAUUAUAUCGUGCAGCAGACCGCAGGAACACUGCUGAAGCAGGGUUUCGUGGUGGGGUUGUUCAACUUCCGUGGUGCGGCUACCUCCAAAGGUAAGACGUCGUGGAAUGGGAAACCGGAAGUAUGCGAUUACCACUCCAUGGUUGGGUUCAUGGCGGCCUUCAUGCACCACCUCGACUUGGAACCUGCGUCUCCCGCCGGAUCUGUUCCUGAUGCCGGCACCUACGAACUAAGUACCAUACCCUCACAACUCCCCGCGAACCCCGUAUCCGAGCCUCCAGCCUGUCCCACGACUUCCUCCAGCGCGUCCACAAACCGCGACUCGGCACCAGUGGACAACACACCCCUCCUGCUCCUAGCGGGAUACUCCUACGGCUCUCUCAUAACCACCAUGCUCCCGCCCCUGUCCACCCUCCUCACGCCCUUCCAAUCCCCCCUCCCUGGCACCACAGCCUCCGAAAUACGACUCCGCGCGCAACAUCUCGCCGAGGAGCAGAACACCCUGCACACCGAGCGACUCAAGCGCGCCUCGGAAGCAGCUACACGGCGCCAGCUUGCGAGGAACAUGUCAGGAGGGCUACGAGUCGGCGGCGACGAAACAUCAGAUGCCCAUCACCGGACGAGUCUCGACUCUCACCACGGCAGGAGGAGCUUGCGUCUCGACAGGCUAGAAAACAGCGACUGGGGCCGGAGGAGCCUGGAGCGAGUUAGGAGUUUGCGGAAGAGUCUAGACGGACCCCGCUUCUCGCCUCCCCCAUCCCGGCAAGCGUCGCAGACGGAGAGACGCGCGAAUAGCUCGUCAGCUACUAUUGAUACCCCCGGCGGCGCAUCCGUGGUGGUGAGUCCGGAAGAGGCCUCUGAAGCUGCGGCCGCGACGGCAGCGGCGACUCCUAUGCCACUUCUCCAGUUUGGUGAGAUGGACGCGGCAUACCUCCUCAUCUCACCCAUACAGGGCGUGGUUGGUGGGUUGGCGACUGUGUUCACCACUACGUCUGCGAAAUCGCUCUUACCCAGCCUCUUGUUCCACAAGAAGGAGACUCAUGCUAGCACCGCUGCACUUAGCGCGGGGGACGUGAAGUUUGUGGAGAACAAGACGCUGGUGGUGUUUGGUAAUAAGGAUUCCUUUUCGAAUGCUGGUAGGAUGAGGAGGUGGACGCAGAAGUUGGAGGGUGCGAGGGGGAGCAGGUUCAGAGCCGUGGAGGUUAAUAAUGGGGGUCAUUUUUGGCAUGAGAUGGAGGAGUUGGAGGUUUUGAAGAGAAGUGUUGAGAUGUGGGCGAGGGAAUUGGGGUGAUUUAUGGGAGGUAUGAUGAGGGCCUGCCUGUGUAAUAAAGAGAUGGGCAGGCUAUAGAAAGGGGCAGGCUAGCGUAGUAUACAGCUGUUAAUCUAUCACCGAAAGUUACGAGGUUUUCACGCAGGAUUUGUGCUCUACUGAU